Messenger RNA from Pungitius pungitius (ninespine stickleback), 3649 nucleotides. RefSeq names its product extended synaptotagmin-like protein 3 (gene esyt3). Gene Ontology annotation, cellular component: extrinsic component of cytoplasmic side of plasma membrane; endoplasmic reticulum membrane. Lineage: Eukaryota; Metazoa; Chordata; Actinopteri; Perciformes; Gasterosteidae. The transcript has 23 exons. Gene Ontology annotation, biological process: lipid transport. The record is from RefSeq and is a predicted model, not a curated record. The coding region runs from base 141 to 2681 and encodes 846 amino acids. Gene Ontology annotation, molecular function: phosphatidylethanolamine binding; calcium-dependent phospholipid binding; calcium ion binding.
GGACCGUCACUGCCUUCGCGGACUGUGUGUGGAUCGGCGUCCCCGUUGCGCUCUCCCGGAGAACGCUGCGCCAAAGUGUGCCCAAAGUACCCAAACACAUCCACCCGGGACCGCGGAGAGGGGGGAGGAGGAAGCACCCGAUGGCGUCCGCCGAUGGACAGACGCGCCCGCGGGUGGAAGCCGUCCACGGGGAGGGCGCGUCGAUCGACGACGGCGCGGAGAAGCUGGACUCCUCCACCGUCAACCGCGUCCUGAUGGAGUUCCUGGCGUACUUCGGCAGAGCCAUCUUCGUCCUGUACCCCGUGUAUCUGACCGGAUACCUGGGCCUCAGCAUCAGCUGGGUGAUGCUCUGCAUGCUCAUGGCCGCUUGGUGGAAGAAAAACCGACAGACCAAAGUCGCCCGGAUCGGAACCGCCAUCGACUUUGUGGACAACGAGAAUCAGCUGGUGAACAAGGAGCUGAGCAGCGCCUUGCAGAUGGCAACUUGGGUCCAAUUCCCUGAGGUUGAGAAAGUUGACUGGGUAAACAAGGUGUUGCAGCAGGCCUGGCCUUUCUUUGGGAUGUACAUGGAGAAGCUCCUCAAGCAGAACAUCCAGCCGGCCAUCCGGCUCUCCAGCCCUGCCCUCAAGAUGUUCACUUUCACCAAGGUCCACUUUGGAAACAUACCUCUGAAGAUCACUGGAAUGAAAGUAUUCACGCAUGAAGUGGAUCACAGGCAGGUGAUUCUGGAUCUGGACAUAAGCUACGAGGGGGACGCAAACAUCAACGCCGACGUGAAGCCGCCGAUCACAGCGGGCGUCAAGGGACUUAAAUUCUAUGGGACGAUGAGGGUCAUUUUGGAACCUCUUAUUGAGCAAGUGCCACUGGUGGGAGGAGUCACCUUUUUUUUCAUUCGCCGCCCCACCCUACAAAUCAACUGGACCGGCAUAACCAACCUCUUGGAAAGCCCGGGCUUCAGCUCGCUGUCCGAGGAGACCAUCAUGGACAUCAUCGCCUCGCUCAUGGUGUUGCCCAACCGCAUGUGUGUGCCCCUCAUCGACCAGGUCAAAGUGGACCAGAUGCGCUUCCCGCUCCCUCAAGGUGUGGUGAGGGUCCACCUGCUGGAGGCCAGAGACCUGAUGGCGAUGGACACGUACAUGAUGGGCUUGGUGAAAGGCAAGUCGGACCCCUACGCCACCCUCCGAGUGGGCAACCACCAUUUCAAGAGCAAGAUCGUCAAAGAAAAUCUGCACCCCAAGUGGAACGAAGUGUACGAGUUCGUGGUCCACGAAGCCCCGGGGCAAGAGCUGGAGGUGGAACUGUGGGACGACGACACGGAUAAGGACGACUUUCUUGGCUCGUAUCAACUUGAUUUAGGAAAAGUGAAGAAGGAACUAGAAAUAGAUGAGUGGUUUACUCUGGAAAAAAUCCAGAAUGGAGAGGUCCGCCUCAAGCUCCAGUGGUUUUCCCUCAAGUCUGACCCCAGCCUGCUGAGAGAGUCUGGAGACGGCUUUGCUUGUGCUAUGCUUGCAGUCUACCUGGACAAUGCCUCCAACCUACCAAAAGAUCAGAACGAGAUCACCGAGCAACAGAAACACGGGAAGCAAGCAAAGGAAUCUCGGCUCACUAAAAAGAAAACGGCCUGCCCCGACUCUUUUGUGGAGAUUUCCGUCGAUAAAGAUGUAAAAAAAAGCAAGGUUGCAUAUGCAUCCAAAGACCCAGUGUGGGAGCAGGGCUUCACCUUCUUUGUCCAUAAUGUCAAGACACAGCAGCUCACGGUUCAGAUCAAGGCGAACGAGAAGAAGACGGCGGCUCCGCUCGGUGUUCUGAACGUCCCCCUGAGUCGCCUCCUCAACGCCUCGGACAUGACUCUGGACCAGCGCUUCCAGCUGGAGCGCUCCGGCGUGAACAGCCAGAUCAAGCUGAAGGCCACACUCAGGAUCCUUACCUUGGAAAAGCCUCCACCCAAGAUCGUCGUCAAACCUCCUCCACAAGACAAACAGCAAAAGCCGCCGGCCAACCAAGGAGGCGUCGCCCCUGUGUCCGGCCCCCCCGCCGCCAACACCUCGUCCUCCGCAGCGCUCUCCCCCGACAGCGGCCCCGCUGGCCACAGCUCGCCGGCGCCGUCCGUGGCGGAUAACCGGGACGGCUUCCAGACCUGGCAGUCCACUUCGUCCCUGUCCAACAUGCGUCGGUACGACUCCCACAGCCUGCUGUCGGAUAACUCCAUCGCUUCGUCCCGUUUCGACCUUUCGGAGGGCGCCUCGUACCCCGAAGCCAUUAGGCAACAUCAGGGCUCAUUUGGGGAGAUCCAGCUGACUGUACGCUACGCCGGCCUGAGGAACAAACUCACCGUCCGGGUUAACUCCUGCAGGAAUAUAUUCCGCUUCAGUGACAGCGGCACAGACUCCUAUGUGCGCCUGUACUUUCUCCCCGACCAAUCCUGGAUACACCGCAAGAAGACGCACGUCAAGAAGAAGACGGUCAAUCCGGUCUUCGAUCACAAGUUUGAGUUUGACGUGUCACUUCAAGAAGCACAAAACAGGAAGUUGGAUGUGUCAGUGAAAAAUGGAAAAAUGUUCCAUUCGCGGGAGAGAAAGGACAUUGGCAUGGUGAUGAUAGAGCUUUCCCAGUUGGAUCUAGUGAAAGGCGUCACAAAUUGGUAUGAGCUCACACUGCCUGGGCUGAAGAAAUCCAGCUAGCGAGUAGAGCCCUUUUAAAAGAAGCUCCUCAUCCUCAUCCACUGCGAGGCCUUGAGUACGCCUGCUAUCUGCUGGGAGGGUUGCACACUCCUUUGUUCUUGCUUGUCAUCAUGGAUAUAUAUCUGUUUUUAUAUUUCAAAGGCUAUAUGCUCACAGGAACAUAGGGUGACACUCCACUUGGAGUAGUUUAGUGCAUCUAGUGCAAAAAAACGUGUAAUGAUCUGAGAACUGCAUACACAACUUUUGAACAUACUUUGUUAUCCCAGAUAAUUGUAUCACUAGCAGGACUCUAAUUUCCCACUGGUUUAUUGUUGCUUAUUUGGAUUAACAUGCAGAGAACGAUGUUCCUGACUAAUGAGGCUACUUUCCAUUCAUCCUUUCCACUUGAUUCUGUGUAAAUGUAUUUUUUGUGGUGAUCUGAGCCAAAGUCAUCCUUUUUUUAAUUGUAAGUGUAAAUAUUUUCAUUGAUGGGUGUUUUGCUGCAACGAUUCAGGAGAGUGAUUGCUUAUUGAGAAAGGGUUCCACGCUUUACACAUACGCACAUACGGUAUUCACAGCUGGAAGAAGCCAAAUGCAACUGGUGUUUUGUGAGGCAGCUCAGCAGUUCUACCAAUUUGAAUAUUGAUUCACAACGGUUAUAUUUUAGUACCUGUUACACUUGCAGACACACUUAAAACAAGAGUACUUGCAGCUUUAUAUAUUUAUUUAGAAAUUAAUUUAUAAAUACAUGAUAAUUCAUUAAAAAUGAAAAACCUUAAAUUAGUUACAACCAUUACAAUACAUUUUGUGUUCCUUUUUGACUUGUGAUGAUCAUAUAUUCUUAAGCAACAACAACAUAUAUGUUCAAAUAACCAUUUAAAUGAUUCCAUAGCUGUCCAGGAUCUGUUUUAUAUUUUUUUCAUUCUUUGAACACUGUGCAAUUUUCUUCAGCUACUAUUUCAAUGGCAAAUAAACAUCUACAAAAAGUG